Molecule: messenger RNA, 1257 nt
Organism: Ascoidea rubescens DSM 1968
Lineage: Eukaryota; Fungi; Ascomycota; Saccharomycetes; Ascoideales; Ascoideaceae
Gene: LSC2
Product: succinate--CoA ligase (GDP-forming) subunit beta
Exons: 1
Coding region: 1-1257 (418 amino acids)
Biological process (GO): succinyl-CoA metabolic process; tricarboxylic acid cycle
Cellular component (GO): mitochondrion; succinate-CoA ligase complex
Molecular function (GO): ATP binding; succinate-CoA ligase (ADP-forming) activity; metal ion binding
Source: RefSeq, a predicted model, not a curated record
AUGUUGUCCACCACUUUCAAAUCCUCUCUUCUCAAAUCAUCCCUCAAUUUCAAUCAAUUGAUCUCAAAGAGAUUUUUAAGUGUUCACGAAUAUCGUUCUGCUGCCUUAUUAAGAAAGUAUGGUGUUCCUACUCCCGUUGGCGAUGCUGCUUUCACCCCUGAAGAGGCAUUUGAAAUUGCUUCCAAAAUCAAAUCUGAUGGUAUUGUUAUAAAAGCUCAAUCUUUAACUGGAGGCAGAGGUAAAGGUUAUUUGACUUCUGGCUUGAAAUCUGGUGUUCAUAUUGUUGAAUCUCCCACUCAAAUUAAAGACUUGGCUUCUCAAAUGUUAGGCUUCAAAAUAGUCACAAAACAAACUGGCGAGGCUGGUAGAUUGGUUUCAGCCGUUUACGUUGUUGAAAAGGCCUCUGCUGCCAAAGAGGCCUAUCUAUCUAUCAUUUUAGACAGAGCCAACCAAGCUCCUUUAAUUGUUGCCUCUGCUCAAGGUGGUAUGGAUAUCGAAGGUGUUGCUGCAAAAGAUCCAAGCGCUAUAAAGACUUUUUUGAUCGACUUGAAAAAGGGUGUUGAUAACAAUUUAGCUUUAAAAAUUGCCUCUGUUUUAGGCUUUGACAAACAAGCCUUACCAGAAGCUGCUAAAACCAUUCAAAACCUAUACAAUUGUUUUAUUUCAACUGAUUCAACCCAAAUUGAAAUCAACCCUCUUAGUGAAACUCCUGAUCAUAAAGUCUUAGCAAUGGAUGCUAAGUUGGCCUUUGAUAACUCUGCAGAAUUUAGACAAAAGGAUAUCUUUUCUUGGAGAGAUUUCACUCAAGAAGAUCCCGAUGAAGUCGAAGCCUCAAAAUUCGGUUUGAAUUUCAUUAAAUUAAAUGGUAACAUUGGUUGUUUAGUCAACGGUGCCGGUUUAGCAAUGGCUACCAUGGAUAUCAUCAAAUUAUACGGUGGUGAUCCAGCAAACUUCCUCGAUGUCGGUGGUGGUGCAACUCCAGAAACAAUUGAAAAGGCCUUUUCUUUAAUUCUAUCUGAAAAAUCUGUUAAAGCUAUUUUUGUCAAUAUCUUUGGCGGUAUCGUCAGAUGUGACUAUGUCGCUGAAGGUUUAAUUGCUGCAACUAAAAACUUGGGUGUAAAAGUCCCAAUCAUUGUUAGAUUACAAGGUACCAACCUACAAAAAGCUAAAGACUUAAUCGAUUCUUCUGGUUUGAAAAUCUAUUCAUUUGAUGGUCUUGAUGAAGCUGCUAAAAACGCUGUCAAAUUAGCUUUAUAA